AUGGAUUUCGAUUGCAGAGCCCGGUGCUCCAUCCCUCCGCUAGAUGAGAUCGUGGCCCCCUUUUCCACUACUGCUAACUGCGGGCCUUACUCCAGAGCCAACUUCGUCGCCUACCUUGCAUCAUCACAUUGCACUGAAAAUUUGGAAUUUAUCGUCGAGCUCGACCGCUUCAUCGUUGCCCUAGCUGACCUUAGUAGAGCCAAUUUGACUGCCGCUGGCGAUGCAGAAAAGAAGAUCGCUCAACAAGACUCCCUCACUCAUCAGUGGCUGGUACUAUACAAGGUUUUCAUCGCAAAGGACCUGAUUAAAGAAGUCAAUAUCCCAUGGACUCUCCGUCUGACGUUCUUGGAGUCAAACCUACCCCCGCUUUCCGACCUCAGACAUACCCGUAGCGUGGUUUACGAGCUUUUGCUCGAUAGCUACAACGAAUUCAUCUUAUACACUCGCGAGUCAACUAAUGACUCGACUACUCUCCGGCGUCGCCUGGAAAUAGUCCCUCCGGACCAGCCACUGCCGCUGUGGUCUCAAACGUCCUGCUACUCCUCCGUCACUCACGACGUUGCCCCAUGCCCUCCAUACUGUCAUUCUACUCCCGCUGCAGAUAGAGAGAAGUCCAGUGCCGCGUGCUUGAAGGAUCAAUGGGAGAAAGCAUUGCUUGAUUUUGAGCUUGGCAAAUCUGAUAAUCACGAAACGACUCAUACCGAACAGCCUAGCUCCGAUUCAAACUCAAACUACGGCCUGUCCCGUAGCCGCAACGGCUCCGACGGCACUAUGAGUUCAGUGAGGACAUCAUCACGCGGUUCCUCUAUUGGAUCCAUGGUUGAUGGCAUCAAGGGCUACUCAAAUUUAAAGAAGGCAGUCAAAAAAUUCAAACACCGUCGCUCCCUGGCAGAGGGUGUUGACCUCCAAUGA
Candidozyma haemuli is the source of this 912-nucleotide messenger RNA. RefSeq names its product GTPase-activating protein (gene RGS2). The record is from RefSeq and is a predicted model, not a curated record. The coding region runs from base 1 to 912 and encodes 303 amino acids. The transcript has a single exon. NCBI's taxonomy places the organism in Eukaryota, Fungi, Ascomycota, Pichiomycetes, Serinales, Metschnikowiaceae.